Molecule: messenger RNA, 927 nt
Organism: Larimichthys crocea (large yellow croaker)
Lineage: Eukaryota; Metazoa; Chordata; Actinopteri; Sciaenidae
Product: olfactory receptor 52E4-like
Exons: 1
Coding region: 1-927 (308 amino acids)
Biological process (GO): detection of chemical stimulus involved in sensory perception of smell; G protein-coupled receptor signaling pathway
Cellular component (GO): membrane
Molecular function (GO): olfactory receptor activity; odorant binding; G protein-coupled receptor activity
Source: RefSeq, a predicted model, not a curated record
AUGAUAAACUCUACACAUGUUUCAUAUUUCGUACUAGCUGCCUACUUUGAUGCAGGGACUUUGACCUAUUUGAUUUUCACGGCUAUUAUGUUUUUAUAUAUUUCAACUGUUUGUGCCAAUCUUUUACUCAUUGUGGUUAUCUGCAUGAACAGAAGUUUACAUGAACCUAUGUGCAUCUUUCUGUGCAGCCUGUUUAUGAAUGAACUGUAUGGUAGCACAAUGAUGCUUCCAUUCCUUCUGGACCAGAUUAUCUCUGAUGUUCACAUCGUUUCUUUUUCUUUUUGUUACCUGCAAAUUUUUUGUAUUUAUACCUAUGCAAAUGUUCAAUUUUGUAAUUUAGCCGUCAUGUCUUAUGACAGAUAUCUUGCCAUCUGUCAUCCUCUACACUACAGCAGACGUAUGACAGGUAACAAGGUUGCUGUGCUUAUUACAUUUAUAUGGUUAUUCCCAUUUGUUGAAGUCGCUGUCAUGAUAUCUUUGAGUGCCACAUUACAGCUGUGUGGGAACAUCAUUAACAAAGUUUACUGUGACAAUUUCUCUAUUGUCAGACUUGCAUGCUCUGACAUCACAGUCAACAACAUCUAUGGAAUUAUUUAUACAAUUGUCUUAAUAGUUGGUGUUGGAAUAUUAAUUGUUUACACUUAUAUAAGAAUUCUUAAAGUCUGUUUCUCUGGUUCUAAACAGACCAGACAGAAAGCUGUCAGUACCUGCACACCUCACCUCGCUUCUCUGCUCAACUUCUCUUUUGGUAGUUUCUUUGAAAUCAUGCAGAGCAGAUUUAACAUGAGCAAUGUACCGAACAUGUUACGCAUCUUUUUGUCAUUGUACUUUCUGACGUGUCAGCCGCUCUUCAACCCUGUACUUUAUGGACUGAACAUGUCUAAAAUACGUAUCUUAUGUAAAAGGUUUCUCUUUGGUAAAAUGUAA